AUGUCCGGCUAUCGUUCAAGCCCAUCGCCCACGUUUGCUCAUCACUCUCUAGCUUCCUACGCUCCUGCCACAUCAUCGUCAUCGUCGACCUCGUUUGACUUUGGUGGGCGCGGAAGCCGAGCUUCACGCAUCUUUGCCAACCUUCCUCGUCACCGAAGGCGUGGCAGUGAAAGCUUUAGCAUACAGCACAGGCAUCUCCACCUCGACAAUCCGCGCGAAGAGGACGAAGAGGGCCUCCGGAGUGACGGCGAGGAAGACGAAGAAGACGGCGAGACGUUGCGUGGCGGUCAGCAGCGCCACUUUCUCUACGACACCCUGCAGCCCUCUACCACUUUGGACGGGGCCUUGGGCUCGCGGGCGGUGCCGAGGUCACCGGCGGACCUCUCUGCUCCGUACCCCCUAGAGGCUCAACAGCAGGCUGGCUUUGCCGCCCAGCACCAGCAUCAGCAACAGCAGCAGCAGCAGCAGCAGCAGCAACAACAACAACAACAACAACAAGGACAACAACAACAGCAAGCCGACCUCGCGGCUGCUCAAGCUCAAGCUCAAGCCCAGGCCCAAGCGCACGCACAAGCUCAGGCCCAGGCACACGCUCAUGCUCAUGCCCAUGCACAAGCACAGGCUCAGGCCCAUGCCCAGGCCGAAGCUCAGGCGCAGGUCCGGCAAGCCCUUGAUCGGGACCAUGACGCUGCAGUGGCCGCUCUCACACAGUCAAUGAACGAGAGCAACGGCAAUGGCCACGGUCCGGGUCACUUCGGCGCUGCACCGGCUCUCGAGCAUCUCCAGCAGGAAGCACCUUUGGUGUCGGGGCCAUCUCCCUCAGCGCCCGUUGCCAUGUCUUCCAUGGGGCCUCUGUCGCAGGGCGGCGCGCCUGCGCCUGGCUCCGUCCCAGCGCCUGCGCCUGGUCAAGACAAAGCUACCAGCGUCGCAGCCAUUGCCCGGAUCGGUGAUCUCUUGGACCGCGUCUCGGACCUGGCCAACAAUGCAAGGCAGUCUUUCCACCAAGGCCAGCACGAGAGAAGCAGUCUCUGCCUCACCGAUUUGCAGCGAAGUCUCACAGAGAUCGGAGAACUAGGAAGCAGAAGCCUGGCAUUGGUCAGUGAUGGACAAAUGCAGGAAAAGCAGCGAUCAUCAUCAUCGUCGUCGUCGUCCCAAGAUACGCACCAGCGACCAGGAGGCCAUCGAAGAACGGCCACCGAGUCAGCGCUGAAGAAGAGGCCAGCCAACGAAGCAGAUAUCGACUUUUCGCCCUUUAAGACACUCCGCUCCCAGGAUGGCACACCCAUCAAUCCGCCCCCUUCGGCGCCUCCAGUUGUGUACGACGAUGUCACUUCCGCCUCGACUGGCAGCGGCGUGCCCGCACCAGCCAGCGCACCAGCUCAUCCUCCAUCGGCGCCACCCAUCUUCAGCUCGGCUCCACCUGGACAUCAACUGGCAGUGGCGCGGGCGCAGCCGACACCGCCACACCGGCUGCAGAUUGGCAACAAUCCUCAAGCCUUUAAUCAUGGUGCAGCCUCGCUGCAGCAGUCGCCUGUCACGCCUCAGAGCGCUUUCAGCAAUUAUUAUCACGGCGCCAACGGCUCGCGACCUCAGGGCAUGAUGACGCAUCCAUCGACACCCUCAAGCGAGAGUCUGCCAGGAUCAAGCCAAAUGUCUCAGUCUUCCUCUACGAACCACGUUGGUAGUGCAUUACAGAUGGCUCUACACAAUCAGCAACAGCAGCAUCACCAUCAGCCGCAGCAUGGGCAGGGCCUGCCUGCGGCCAAUGUUCCUCCUUCACCUCAAGAGUCAUGGGGGCAGACCGACUCGAGCUUCGAGGGUGCAAUCAGCCGUGAUUCGCAGCCGUCAUUGGCCCAGCAACCCCAUCCCUCCUCAGCUCAUGGUCAGCAAAUGACGCACCACCGCAGGACAAAGAGCGGCAACGGCAAGAGCGGUUCUUCGUCGUCGUCGCUCAUGUUUGAUCUGCACAAUGGUGAUGACAACGGUGACAGCAGCACUCUGGCUUCUGAACGCGGCAUGUCGGGCGCCACCGUACCACCGGAGCUCAAGACCAAGCUUGAGAGGAUCUUUUUUGAGUUUCUCGAAAAGGUCUGCUCCGACAUCGACUAUUGCGACAGCAAGGGUGAACACCUCCAUCAGAUCCUCACGGCAAAGAAGAUGAGCCGAUCGUCGCUCGCGACGACGAACUUCAAAGCCUUCAAAUUUCGGAUUCAGGCUUUCACCAAUGCCUUUCACGAAGAGGUUGUUCAUCAGCUUGGUGAGGAUGAGUGCAACUCGAAACAGUCGAGGGCCUACCUGUGGACGUCGAGCUACAUCGCACGAUUCAACGAGGCCGGUGUCAAGGAGAAGAGCAAGGGCAAUCACGUUUGGCGAGUCGAAGCGCGCAAGAACAAUCAGGGCCGAUUCGAGUUUCGCGAAUUCAAGCGCAAGAUCAUUGCCCCCGCCCAGGUGGCCUACCACGGCAUGGAGUGGACCUGGCAUUUGCGCAUCUGGGACCCGCAAGCACCCUCGACGUCGAUCAAGGCCUUUUUCGGAGCACAAAGCCUUCCACACUGGAUCAAGUGGAAGGAAGGCGAACAGCCCAUUCUCCACGGUACCCCCGACGCCUCGUGCGAAUCGACUCAGCUCAACAUCACCGCCCACUAUGUUGCUAGAGGCAAUCAACAGCUCGUGCGGCUGUCAGCUACCGUCGAUCUGCACGUCUCGCCCCUCCUCGAAACGGCUGCACCACCGGAGCAGGCCACCACUGAGCAAGACGCAACUGUCGAUGAAAUUGAACUGGAUCAGGCAGAAGCUGUCAUCGCACCCUCGCAAGUGGCACAGGUCAUUUCGCAAAUCAACUUUCCCUUUACCCCUCCGGCAUCGCUCUCGAACCGAAAUCAAUUCUUCGGGGGAAAUGAGCCUGUGCCUCCUCUGCCCGAACAUCACCAGCAACAGCACCAUCAGGAACAGUUCAACACUCAGCAGCAACCUCAUCAGCAAGUUGUCAAGACGGAAGAGCCCGGUACUGAUGCUGCACAGCCUCAGGAGCAGCUCAACCAGAUGCGCAACCUGUUGAUGAAGCAGGAGGAAGCAGCCUCGUCCAUGAGGCUCAACAUGCCGCCCGUGCGUCUCAACAAGGGUCACAUGCAGCAGGCUCAAUCCUCGGUCUCGCAGCCUCAAACGCCGAUGAUGGCGCAGCAGGCCAUGUCCCAGCCCCCUCCGGCGAGCCCUAUGGUCGACAUGAGUCGACAGCCGCCACAGCAGCGCAUGGUUGAAGCCAUGCACAUGCAACCUACCAUGUCGCAGCCGCCCCAGAAUCACAGUUCGCUUCAGCAUCCCGGCUUGACUCUGACGCCCAUGUCUUCGAUGCCCCAGAUGGCGUCCACUCUGCCCCACGUCACGCAUAUGGCCGCCAACAGUAAUGAUCCAAUGCUCUCGCCGGCGUUGCCCAUUGGAUUCGACCCAAUUGCUCACGAGGGUGCGCGCAUUGCACAAAUGCAACAGCAACAACAGCAGCAGCAACAGCAGCAGGCCAUGGCCGACAUGGGCAUGCAGCCACAGCAACAACAGCAUCAACCACCAUCCAACCCCCAGCAUCAAACACAGCCUUAG
This is a messenger RNA of Acaromyces ingoldii, 3594 nucleotides long. RefSeq lists its product as hypothetical. The record is from RefSeq and is a predicted model, not a curated record. The transcript has 2 exons. Lineage: Eukaryota; Fungi; Basidiomycota; Exobasidiomycetes; Exobasidiales; Cryptobasidiaceae. The coding region runs from base 1 to 3594 and encodes 1197 amino acids.